AAGAUGGCGCCGGCUGCGGUUUGAAUUCCAGCGGCGCCGCCGGAGCCCGGACGAGACCUGGGCUGGAGGGGGCGGGACUGGGGAUCGGCGCCGGCCGCCACGGCCGCGGCCCCCCGGCGCCCGGGACCACCGCGCCGCCGCCGGCCGGGCCUUCCAUGGCCUCGGGCUCGGACGAAGACGCCGGUCUCCCCGCGACGCGCCGCGGCUGCAGCGGCCUUGUUCCCGGUCUGCCGGACAACCUGGGGGACGUCAGCGCCACUGCCGCUCUGGGGAAUGGUGUGCUCCCAAGGGUGUCAGAAGAAACAGUGUCUCCCACCAGAGCACGGAACAUGAAGGACUUUGAACAUCAAAUUACUGAGUUGAAGAAGGAGAAUUUUAACCUAAAGCUUCGCAUCUAUUUCCUGGAGGAAAGAAUGCAGCAGGAGUUUGAUGGCCCCACUGAGCACAUCUGUAAAACCAACAUUGAGCUCAAGGUGGAAGUGGAGAGUCUGAAGCGGGAGCUCCAGGAGAGAGACCAGCUGCUCCGGAAGGCCUCCAAGGCUGUGGAGAGCCUGGCCGAAGGAGGGGGCUCGGAGCUGCAGCGCGUGAAGGACGAGGCCCAGAAGCAGGUGCAGCAGGUGGAGGAGCUGCUGACGCAGAGGAUCCGCCUUCUCGAGGAGGAUGUGAAAACCUCCCAAGCAGAACUGGAAAAGGCCUUUGCAGCGACGAAAACGGAGAUGACGCUUCGGCUGAACUUGGAAAACAAGCUGGCGGAGACGCAGCAGCUGCGCCAGGGGGACCUGGACAUGGCUCGGGCCCUGGAGCAGAAGGACAGGCUGAUUGAGGAGUUGGAGCUGUCGUUGAAGAGCAAAGACGCCUUGAUUCAGAGCCUGAAAGAGGAGGCCUCUCAGGCCCCCGAUGGGAACGCGCCAUCCGGAGACCCUCGAGGCCUUCCUGCUGCUUUGAGGGAAGAAAAGUGCCGGGAGAGUGAGGCGGCACAGAUGGACCUCCAGGAGGAGAGAAAGCGCCUGCAAGGGCAGAUUCAGGCACUUCAGGAGGACCUGAGAGAGAAGGGAAGAGAAAUUGCGACAGAAAAGAAAAAUAGUUUCAAGCGGGAUAAAGCCAUUCAGGGUCUAACCAUGGCAUUAAAAUCAAAGGAAAAAGAGGUUGGAGAACUUACCUCUGAAAUCGAAGAGCUCAAGGUGGCCUUCGCCAGAGCCCGGGAGGCCGCGCAGCAGUCAGAGGCCGCGAAGCUGCAGGGCUCGGAGGGCUACGAGGCGGCGCUGUUAGAAAAGGCAGCUCUCCUGACCGAGCUGCGCUCGGAGAACCUCAGCAAGAACACGGAGAACCAGAAGCUGCGUCGGAGCAUCAAGAAGCUCACGCAGGAGCUGUGCGACGUGCAGCAGGAGCGGGGCCGGCUGGAGCGGGAGCUGGAGGAAGCCCUGGGCGAGAAGAGCAGAGCGGAUGACACCAUUCACGACCUCCGAAGUGAAGUUGAGAAACUACGCAGUGAGGCCAAGGAAAGAGAGAGAGCCACGGAGAAGCGGCACAAGAGCCCUUUGGGUGAAGGUCAGCAGAAGCUGCCGGACCCCGAGCAGGAUACGGGGCGCCUCCCGGAAAGUGCCCGUCAGAAGGACCUCAUGCUUCAGGAAAAGCAGCAGUUAGACUACGAGGAGCUGAUGCAGGUCUUAAAGAAAGAGCAGGCCGUCUACGCCCACCUGGUCAGGUCUCUGCAGGACUCGGGCAGUCUCAGCAGCCUGCAGGCCGAGCUGGACCACGUUUCGGCCUUGCGGACGCAGCUGGAGCAGGACGUGCUCUCCUACCGGAACCUGAGAAGGACGCUGGAGGAGCAGAUCAGUGAGAGCCGGCGGCGGGAAGAAGAGUCGUUCUCCUUUUAUAGCGACCAAACAUCUUACCUGAGUAUCUGCCUCGAGGAGCACAGUCGGGUGCAGGUGGAGCAUUUCUCUCGAGAAGAACUCAAGGAAAAGGUCAUCAGCCUCAUUCAGCUCGUGAAGGAGCUGUACACGGACAACCAGCACCUGAAGAAGACCAUUCUUGACUUCUCCUGCCUGGCUGUCCCCGGAGAUGAAGAGUCAGCCUCGCAGGCGGAGCUUCCGGCUAGCAAGGAGGACGAGGACACGAUUGGAAGUGAAGAGGAUGUCGAGACUAACUUCCCGAGUGAACAGAAUUUAGAGCCGAAUUCGGAGCAGAGCAAUGAGUCCAUCUAUGGAACCAAGCGCUUUCAUUCGCAGAGCACGGCGGACCAUUCUGAGGGGGGCUGCAAAAACGGAUACUUCCGGCACACGGAUCCCAUGGUUUCGGACAGCAGAGGCGCCCGCAAACCUCGAGACCAGAGUCUGGAAGAAGGCCAGCUGCUGACCCUGGUUGCCCCUUUCUUCAACGAGAAGGCCGUGGCGUUCCUGGAGUCCAGGCCGGAGCUGCUCGAGGUGCUGUGGGACCUGCUGCUGCAGCAGAUGUGCCUCAUCGAGCAGGAGCUCCUGGGGGAACGGCUCGACGGCAAGGCCAGGAGGAGCCUGAAGCAGAUGGCCGCCCGGCUCCAGGGCGAGCUCGGCCGUGUGGCCCGCCCCGGCGCGCUCUCCCGGCUGCACGGCGCUCGGAAGUCGCUUCUCGGAGCCCCCCGACCCAAGGCGGAGCUGAAGGACGCCUCGGCGCAGACGGUGGCCAUGGAGGGCGACGCGCCCCGCUUCCGACACGAGGGCCGGAGAGAGGCGUGGGACGAGAAGCCGCCCGAGGCCCCCUGCAGCGCCGAGCACCCGCCCGAGCACGAGCACCUGCACAGGAUGCCGCGGCGGCAGAAUUCGAAGAAGUCCCGCCUGCCCGUCCCCGUCAAGACGUCCCGCUCACUGGGGAGCAUGUACCGGCUCCCGGGCACGCAGCGCCUGGUGGCCCAGCUGCAGGCCCAGGUCUUGGAGCUGCAGGGGGAGCUGAAGGAGUUUAAGAUCCGCAACCGGCACCUGCACCAGAAGCUGAUCCUGGCCGAGGCGAUGAUGGAGGGGAGGCGGGCCGCCGACCAGCCGCUCCCGAAGGGCCAGCCCUUUGUGGGCGCAGCGUACCAGGAGAGCCCAGGAGAGCAGAAAGGACUCACCACCGCACCCUCUGUCUGGACGGACAAGGCAGCGGACGAUGGUCAGCAGUCCAGCCACGAGACGGACCCUGAGACUCGCCAGCCCGACGGCCUUCCCCUCUCUCUGGUGCGCAGAGAGACGCCCUCCCCAGACCUUUCCGACCCGACUUCCGCCGGGACCUCCGUGGACUGUCAGAGCCAGCGCUCCGUCACCGGCAGCGGGACCGAGGGCUUGGACGCCUCGGAGGACACGGCCGCCCUGAAGCGGAAGAUCUCGGACCUGGAGGCGGAGAACGAGGCCUACCGGCACUUCCUCUCCCAGCUGCGGAAGCGCGCGCAGUGCAGCGAGGCCAUCAUCACCGUCCUGCAGGACGGCGCCGGCAAGCCCGCGGGCAGCGCCGACGAGGAGGAAGUGACCUUCUCCAGUCUGCACCGCGUGCACUACGUGAAGCAUAUGCAGAUCCUCCACCCGCUGCCCCCCGAGAUGAUGGACCAGGACGGGGUGCUGGAGGGCCUCCAGCAGCAGCUGGCGGAGCAGGACUGCGCGCUGCCCCGGGAGCCGAAUUUGAACUUGGAGUUAUUCGGUGAGAUCCGUCACCUGCCCAACAAGUUCCAAGAUCUCUCUCCAUCCAGCUACGAUUCAUUAGUUCAGUCCCAAGCCAGGGAGCUCUCCCUUCACCGACAGCAGAUCAAAGAUGGCCGUGGCAUCUGUGUCAUCUAUCGUCAACACGUGAACGCCAUGAUUAAGGCAUUCAAGGAGCUGCUGCAGGCGAGCGAUGUGGAUUAUUUUGUGGCCGAGGGUUUCCAGGAACAGCUGAAUCAAUGUGCCGAGCUGCUCAAGAAAUUAGAAGCGCUGUUUUUCACUGGUAAAUCAGCGGAAGCGGAAAUGAACCCCCAGAACGAAGAGCUCGAGAGGGUUGAAGAGGCCAGUGCCACCUACCAGCUCCUCCUGCCCGAGUCUCCCGGACCUUCCGUGUCUCGCGCCCUGUCUGACUGUGACCUGUCGGAGGAGUCGUCGUCCUCGCCAGCCCAGAAGGCAGACAGCGAGAUGGAGAGGACUUCUGUGGGGGCCAGCACUCUUCUUUCUCAGGACUUACUAAUGAAGCACAUACAAGAAAUCCGAAGUUUGAGGAAACGUCUAGAAGAAUCUAUUAAAACAAAUGAGAAGCUACGGAGACAGCUGGAACGGCAAGGGUCCGAAGCCGAUCAAGGUUCCACCAACGUUUGUGCUUAUGGUUCGGAGCUGCACAGUUCUCUGACAUCAGAAAUUCAUUUCCUGCGGAAGCAGAACCAGGCCCUCAAUGUCAUGCUGGCCAAAGGAUCCAGAGACAAACAGAAGGAGAACGAAAAGUUGCGCGAGUCCCUCUCCAGGAAGACGGCGAACUUGGAGCGCCUCCAGGAGGACUUUGCCUGGCUCCAGGGCGAGAAGGAGCGGCUGCAGGAGGAGCUGGGCGAGCGGGAGCGGCAGAACCAGCAGCUGCUCCAGGAGGCCCAUCACAGCCGCCUUGAGCUGCGCCGGGUGCAGGAGGAGGUGGAGCUGAGGCAGCACCUGCUCUCUCAGAACGACAGGCUGCUCCAGGCCCUCCGCGUGGAGCUGAAGGUGUACGAGAAGCUGGACAAGGAGCAGCGGACGGCGCCAAAAGAGACCAGAGCCGAGGCGGCGGGAGAAGGCCGGAGGGGGCAGGACGGCCUCGCGGACCUGCCCGGCCUCCUGACAGAGAUCCAGGCUCUGCGGGCGCAGCUGGAACGGAGCAUCGAGACCAACCGCACGCUGCAGGGCCGGCUGGAGCAGCAGCUGGCACAGGCGCCGAGGGAGGCCCCCGGAGCCGCCCGCUCGGCCACCCUCCCGGCCCUGUCCGGCCCCGAGCAGCCCCGGCAGCCGGACACACACGGUGGCGACAGCUAUCCUGGCCCCAUGGUGACUGAUCCUUCAUAUGAUCUGUUUGAUUCCAGCGUGGCCGUGCCGUCCAGAUCAGCUUCUGAGGCACCUUCGCUCCCCGGAAACGACGUGGACGCCCUCUCCGGCCAUAGCGGCAGCUCGGCCACCAGUGCCACACCCCUGUCCCCGGCAGUGCCCGGCCAGUGCCCGUGGGCCAGCCAGGAGGGCCACCACGUGCUGGGCCUGCUGGAGGACUACGAAGCCCUGCGCACACAGAUUGGCCAGGGCCAGAGGCUCCUGGCCGAGAUGGACAGUCAGAUCCAAGAAGCCCCCAGCCCCUCCGGCCGAGAGCCGGGAGCCAAGACUCCUCGACCUGUGCCCACCGGCCACCUUAUCACCUACGUGAGCACGGCCAGGCUGGUUCUGGAAAAGGCCGCGAAGUCGCUGACACUCUUCUGGAGGGUCUCGCUCCCCGCCAGUGGCCACUGCCAGCAGGGCGGGGAGAAGGCGGAGAUCUCCAGGCUGCAGAGGAAACUGUUGGAGCAAGAGAGGAAGUUGCAGAGCACCGUGAAGCACCUGCAGCUGAGCAAGCACCAGGAGAGGCUCAUCUUUGACCAGCUGGUGGUCACCCACAAGAUCCUUCGGAAGGCCCGGGGCAACCUGGAGCUCCGGCCAGGAGGAGCCCACGCGGGAACGCCCAGUCCCAGCAGACCCGGCUCCUGAGGACAGUCGCAGCCAAUAAAGCCUGUGCUUCCCCCACCAGGCGCUGCCUCUGCGUCAGCGAGCGGGGGAGAGGGAGAGAGGGCGUGUCUGUGGAGGAACCCGCACCCGUGUCCCUCUCGGCUGCUCUCCGGGGUCCCUCGAAGGGCCUUGGGGGACGCCGCGGGCCUUCACACUCCGGGUCUCCCACCUCUGGAGCUGAGGGGUCCUGCCCUCAGUGAGUUGCUGUUGGGGGUGGGGGGCGGCGAGGGUGUCACCGCCCACCCGGUUUGCCCUCUGUGCAGCCAGCCCUGCAGUUUGAGAAUU
Sorex araneus (European shrew) is the source of this 5969-nucleotide messenger RNA. RefSeq names its product CDK5 regulatory subunit associated protein 2 (gene CDK5RAP2). Gene Ontology annotation, cellular component: microtubule plus-end; pericentriolar material; microtubule organizing center. The transcript has 37 exons. The coding region runs from base 156 to 5666 and encodes 1836 amino acids. NCBI's taxonomy places the organism in Eukaryota, Metazoa, Chordata, Mammalia, Eulipotyphla, Soricidae. Gene Ontology annotation, biological process: centriole replication; chromosome segregation; microtubule bundle formation. Gene Ontology annotation, molecular function: microtubule binding; gamma-tubulin binding; protein kinase binding. The record is from RefSeq and is a predicted model, not a curated record.